CCCCCACCACUAGCCUUUUCCGGUCGACCUGCUUCAUCAGAUGGGCCAUCUUUUCCUGCUCCUGCUAGCCCUCCUCCUCGCUGCUUCCGCGCACGCUUCCACCCACGGCCAUGGCAAAGCUGCUUUCGCUGAGGAUAAGAGCAUCGCGGGCAUCGUAGGCGUGAUCGGAUCAAGGCCGCCGAGCUGCGCGGGGAGGUGCAGGUCCUGCGGGCACUGCGAGGCGGUGCAGGUGCCCAUAUCACCGCAGGAGAUGCGGAAGAGGAAGAAGAAGCUCGGCCAUGGCAGCAGGGCGGCGGCCGCUGCUGCCGCUGGUGGGAGGGCGAUGCCGGCCUCCUACGAUGACCACUCCAACUACAAGCCGCUGAGCUGGAGAUGCAAGUGUGGGCGGCUCAUCUUGGACCCUUGAAACGUGCUGCCCACAUUGUUAGAAGCAAUCAAUGCAAGCGAAUCUUGUGGAUAUAAUGUUAGUAAUAGUGUAGGAUCUCUUGGAGUUGGUGGUGAUUUGUUCUCCACUUCCUCGUAUGAUCGAGGAGUUGUUCUCCCUUUUGCAACGCCGUGCUGAUUCAUAUGGUUAGCGGUGAUCACUGGAGAAAUCGUGCGCUCCCCCUUACCCCUUUGCCAUGGCCGGCUGGUUGCUCUGCUUGUUGUUCUUGGUUCAUGAUGCCACCGAGCAAAUGCGCGGCAAGCUGCAAUGAAGUAGAAUCUUUGCAGUA
Panicum virgatum (switchgrass) is the source of this 713-nucleotide messenger RNA. Its product is annotated as EPIDERMAL PATTERNING FACTOR-like protein 2. The transcript is spliced from 2 exons. The coding region runs from base 41 to 406 and encodes 121 amino acids. Gene Ontology annotation, biological process: stomatal complex development; guard cell differentiation. Lineage: Eukaryota; Viridiplantae; Streptophyta; Magnoliopsida; Poales; Poaceae. The record is from RefSeq and is a predicted model, not a curated record.